Messenger RNA from Daldinia childiae, 909 nucleotides. Its product is annotated as Protein transport protein sec13. Bases 1 to 909 code for a protein of 302 amino acids. The transcript has 4 exons. Gene Ontology annotation, cellular component: nuclear pore outer ring; COPII vesicle coat. Gene Ontology annotation, biological process: positive regulation of TOR signaling; protein import into nucleus; COPII-coated vesicle budding. Gene Ontology annotation, molecular function: structural molecule activity; protein binding. The record is from RefSeq and is a predicted model, not a curated record. NCBI's taxonomy places the organism in Eukaryota, Fungi, Ascomycota, Sordariomycetes, Xylariales, Hypoxylaceae.
AUGGCGCAAGUAAUAACCAACUCUGGCCACGAUGACAUGAUUCAUGAUGCUGUCCUCGACUACUAUGGCCGACGGCUUGCAACAUGUUCCUCGGACAAGACGAUCAAGAUAUUCGAGAUCGAAGGCGAAUCUCAACGGCUGACGGAGACAUUAAAAGGUCACGAAGGCGCAGUAUGGUGUGUUUCGUGGGCGCACCCUAAAUACGGCAAUAUUCUUGCCUCGGCAGGCUACGACGGCAAGGUCUUUAUCUGGCGCGAACAAUCAAACCAAUGGCAAAGAAUCUUCGACUUUGCUCUCCACAAGGCCUCGGUGAACAUGGUCGCAUGGUCACCGCACGAAUCGGGUUGUCUUCUAGCGUGCGCGUCAUCUGACGGAAACGUGUCCGUGCUCGAGUUUAAGGACAACAACUUCUCCCACGUCUCGUUCCCGGCACACGGUCUUGGUGUCAACUCAGUUUCCUGGGCACCUGCCACAACGCCUGGUAGCAUUGUCUCUUCUGCACCCCCAGGGCCGGGCGCUCUUGGUCAGCGCCGUUUCGUUACGGGAGGUUGUGACAACGUGCUUAAGCUGUGGGCUUACGACCCUGCCACGCAAGGAUAUAAGCAGGAGCGGGAGCCAUUGGCAGGGCACACGGAUUGGGUACGAGAUGUGGCAUGGAGCCCGACAGUACUACAGAAGAGCUAUAUUGCAUCGGCAUCGCAAGAUAAGACAGUACGAAUCUGGACAAGCGAUAAUGCUAGUCAGGGCCAGUGGUCGUCUAAGGUCUUGAACUUUGACGCAGAGGUGUGGCGCGUUAGCUGGAGCCUUAGCGGGAACGUAUUGGCCGUUAGCGGCGGCGACAAUAAGGUUUCGUUAUGGAAGGAGAACUUGCGAGGCGAAUGGGAAUGCGUCAAGACGAUGGAGGAAUGA